AUGAGCGCGGGGGUGGAGGAGCUGCUGAUGCGGGUGGCUGAGGUGGCGGGCCGGAAGCUCACAUGGUGGCAGUACGACCAGACGUCGUGGUCGGCGCGCGAAUGCAUGCCGUUUGCGCUGCAGCGACUGUCGGUGCAGCUCUGGAUGGCGCUCGCGGACGAGGCACAGGAGGAACGAGGAAGCAAACGGAACGCUUUUUUAUUUGCGCCGGAGGCGUGGCUGCGCAUGAGGCAUGGAAUCAAUUAA
This is a messenger RNA of Emiliania huxleyi CCMP1516, 246 nucleotides long. RefSeq lists its product as hypothetical. NCBI's taxonomy places the organism in Eukaryota, Haptophyta, Isochrysidales, Noelaerhabdaceae. The coding region runs from base 1 to 246 and encodes 81 amino acids. The transcript is spliced from 2 exons. The record is from RefSeq and is a predicted model, not a curated record.